CUCAGGUAGUUGAGGCUUUAGUAUUUUAAUAUAUAAAUAAUAAACGAUAACGAAUAAAAAUCCUCUCGCUCCAUCGUCUCCCUCUCUGUCGCUCGCUCAUCACGCGCACGCUAUGGUGGCCUUAUCGUCGAGCUUUCUGUCUUCCUCCCCCCUCACUGCUCCUGUUCUCCACCUCGGUUCGCGAUUCGACGUCACGAGGACGGCGGCUACCAAAACGGCCGUAGAUGACGCCGGGGGUUUCGCUAGGGUAUUGAGGUGCGCAGUCGGCCCUCGGCCCAGGAAGGCGUCCGGCGCUCCUCGCCCUCCUACGACUACUCGUUCAACUGCGACUUCGCCCCGCUUUCGCUCGACUCCCAAGCGCGCCCCGGUAGCGGCUGCCCCCGCGGCCGGUGCUCCACCGAAGAAGCGGCACUGGAAGGAGGGGGAGUUCCCAGGGAUCUCCGAGAGCUCCGUCUCUCGGCGGCCGCGGACGCCCAUCAAGAACCUCAAGAAGAAGGCGGACGACCGCGCCACCGCCAAGGCCUGGGCCUGCACCGUCACCGAGGCCCUCGCGGAUCGGAUCCAGAAGAAGCAGUGGCAGGAGGCGCUCGAGGUCUUUGAUAUGCUCAAGGAGCAAUCCUUUUACUCUCCAAAGGAAGGCACAUAUAUGAAACUCCUCCUCCUCCUUGGAAAAUCAGGUCAGCCCAUUCAGGUGCAGAAACUCUUUAACACUAUGGAGGAAGAAGGUUGUCAACCCACUUCUGAGCUAUACACAGCAUUGCUUGCGGCUUACUGUAGGAGCAACCUACUGGAUGAAGCAUUUUCUGUCCUAGUCAAGAUGAAGACGUUGCCCCAUUGCCAACCAGAUGUCUAUACAUACAGUACACUCAUAAAGGCUUGUGUUGAGGCAUCUAGAUUCGAUCUGGUUGAUUCUCUGUAUCAAGACAUGUCAGAGCACUUGAUAACCCCAAAUACUGUUACCCAAAACAUAGUUCUCAGUGGCUAUGGAAAGGCUGGCAAAUUUGAUGAGAUGGAGAAAGUUCUCUCUGGGAUGCUGGAAAGUACAACUUGCAAACCUGACGUCUGGACUAUGAAUAUCAUCCUAAGCCUAUUUGGAAAUGUGGGUCAGGUUGACAUGAUGGAAAAAUGGUAUGAGAAGUUCCGUAGCUUUGGAAUCGAACCAGAGACACGUACUUUUAACAUUUUGAUCGGUGCUUAUGGAAAGAGACGGAUGUAUGAUAAGAUGACAUCAGUUAUGGAAUACAUGCGGAAGUUAGCAUUUCCGUGGACCACCUCCACUUAUAACAAUGUGAUUGAGGCCUUUGCAGAUGUCGGGGAUGCAAAAAAUAUGGAGUACGCUUUCAAUCAGAUGCGAGCCGAGGGGAUGAAAGCUGAUACUAAGACUUUCUGCUGCCUGCUUAAUGGCUUCAGCAUUGCAGGUCUCUUUCACAAGGUAGUGAGUACUGUUCAGCUAGCUGAGAGGCUGGAGGUACCAACUAACACAUCUUUCUACAAUGCUGUCAUCUCCGCGUGCGCUAAAGCGGGUGAUCUUCUGGAGAUGGAGAGAGUUUUCAAGCAUAUGAAUGAGAGGCAUUGUGCUCCAGAUACUGUCACAUAUCACAUCUUGGUUGAAGCAUACAGGAAGGAAGGAAUGACUGAUAAGAUUUAUGAUCUGAAGCAGGAAAAUCCAGGUAUGGUUGAACUUGAGCUUGUAACUCCAUGAAAAUGCUUCAGUAUGCAGGAAAGCUGUCGAAGAUUCAGUAAUGCCUUCUUUUCGGCAACGAUGAACAAAGUUAUCUGACGAUGCAUCAUUGCAAAGAUGGGUGGCUAACUUCUUAUUUAAGAAGACUUGACUGGAGAGCAAGAUAUCGUUUUGUUUGCUCGAUAAUUUGACCCUCACAGCCCCAUUUUGCCAUGCCAAAGCAACCAAGGAGCAAGAUCGUAACACACCGAGGGGACUCGAUGACUGUGCAUGCAGCCUCCCACUGUUAUUUUAUCGCAGAAUGCAUCUAUUUAAUUAUCAAUGACAUUUCAGCAGAGUUCUGCAUUUGCUUUGGUACUUUCUUGUUUAUUAUCUGACAGUUUUAAGGUUCUCCAUGUUCAUUCUAUCUGGACAAUUUUGGUAAGUUUUACUGAUUAUGGUUGAUUCUUUU
Molecule: messenger RNA, 2132 nt
Organism: Musa acuminata subsp. malaccensis (wild Malaysian banana)
Lineage: Eukaryota; Viridiplantae; Streptophyta; Magnoliopsida; Zingiberales; Musaceae
Product: pentatricopeptide repeat-containing protein At3g06430, chloroplastic
Molecular function (GO): protein binding; mRNA binding
Source: RefSeq, a predicted model, not a curated record